AAAUUGUUAUUAUUAUGAAUAAUCUUUUAUCAUUCCUUAUCUGGCUAGGACUAGUUAUAUCACUCUCUAUAUUAUUGUUAUUGUGAAUAUUAUUUUUAUCAUUCCUUAUCUAAUUAGGAUUAUUUGUAUCCCUAUAAAUAAUCUCUACAUGUACUUUGUUUAGCCAAACUAUUCAAUAUAAAUAAUCUCUACAUGUACUUUGUUUAGCCAAACUAUUCAAUAUCAAUAAUCUUCCCAGAAUUAUUGUUCUUACUGCACGGAGAACAUUCCUCAUUAAUCGCCCAGUUAUUACAUUAGCUUGGACUACUACAAUCCCUUUAUUUUUCCUUCUGCAACAAAUCUAAACCUUGCACCAUUUCUCUAUCUAUCUAUAAUAUAUAUAUGGCUUCUCAUACUACGCCAUGCAUUGCAGCUUUAUCAUGUUUGCUUCUGCUGCUCUCCUCUUUCUCACAAUGUCAAGGGCAGCUCUCCCCUACAUUUUACGACAAAACAUGCCCUAACGCUCUAAACAUCAUUCGCACUACCGUAAGGCAAGCUGUGUCUACUGAGCGUCGCAUGGCUGCUUCCUUGGUUCGUCUCCAUUUCCACGACUGCUUUGUCCAGGGUUGCGACGCUUCCAUCUUAUUGGACGAGUCACCGACCAUUAAGGGCGAAAAGACAGCGUUGCCCAACCUUGACUCUGCCAGGGGUUAUGAUGUGAUAGAGGCUGCAAAGGACGAGCUAGAGAAAACUUGUCCCGGUAUUGUAUCUUGUGCUGAUGUAUUGUCUGUGGCUGCACGUGAUGCGAUUGCUGCUGUGGGAGGUCCGUCUUGGACAGUGAAGCUAGGAAGAAGAGAUUCCACCAUGGCUAGUCGUACCAUAGAUCUCCCUAGCCCUUUCGACAAUCUAGAUAGACUUAUAUCCAGCUUUGCAAGCAAAGGUCUUAAUACAAGAGACAUGGUUGCCUUGUCUGGUGCACAUACUCUCGGGCAAGCUCGAUGUUUCCUAUUUCGCGAUAGAAUAUAUGGCAAUGGUACUGACAUUGAUGUCGGUUUUGCUAACACUAGAAGACGGAAUUGUCCAAAAGACACCGGAAAUGGAAAUUUGGCACCCCUUGAUUUGGUGACACCCAAUUCCUUUGAUAACAACUACUAUAAGAACUUGUUGCAAAAGAAAGGUCUGCUUCAAUCGGAUCAAGUUCUAUUCAGCGGUGGAGCAACUGACAGCAUAGUUUCAGAAUAUGCAAGGAGCCCUCAGGUAUUUCAAGCAGAUUUCGCGUCAGCAAUGAUUAAAAUGUCUGAAAUUCAACCUCUCACAGGUCAAAAUGGGAUCAUUAGAAAGGUCUGUGGUGCUUUGAACUAGCUUCAUUUCUUCAAUUUAGUUUUUCCUCUCCAUCAACUUAAUUAAUUGUAUUUCUUUUAUUCAUAACUG
Molecule: messenger RNA, 1410 nt
Organism: Ipomoea triloba (trilobed morning glory)
Lineage: Eukaryota; Viridiplantae; Streptophyta; Magnoliopsida; Solanales; Convolvulaceae
Product: lignin-forming anionic peroxidase-like
Exons: 1
Coding region: 382-1341 (319 amino acids)
Biological process (GO): response to oxidative stress; hydrogen peroxide catabolic process
Molecular function (GO): heme binding; peroxidase activity
Source: RefSeq, a predicted model, not a curated record